Molecule: messenger RNA, 1564 nt
Organism: Salvelinus fontinalis (brook trout)
Lineage: Eukaryota; Metazoa; Chordata; Actinopteri; Salmoniformes; Salmonidae
Product: N-acetyllactosaminide beta-1,3-N-acetylglucosaminyltransferase 2-like
Exons: 1
Coding region: 1-1497 (498 amino acids)
Cellular component (GO): membrane
Molecular function (GO): hexosyltransferase activity
Source: RefSeq, a predicted model, not a curated record
AUGGCGCGCUACCAUUGGCGGUGGCGGCGUGUUCUCCUAUGCCUGUGCUGUACUCCAUGUGUCCUGGUGGGAUCUCUCUGUGUGUACGUCACCCUGGCUGUGUGCUAUGGUACUACCACCACCACCACCACAGGCCCAGGCGCUGCUGCCCCUAUCUCACAAACUCUACCAGAGCGCUUCAUUGCACUGGGGUUAACCAGUAAUGGCACCGUGGCCCCCCACCCCACCAGCUCCUUCUGGGACCCCAAGCCCCACGGAGGAGCCCUCUGGAACCUGCUCCAGCUACACAUUGACCGCCAAUACAACCCCAUCCUGAUGCCCAGCAGAGUGUACAAUUACCAUAUUGAUACCAAUAAUAACAAUAAUAAAAACUAUUUGCAGUUUUCCUUCCCCACCUUGAGUGCGGGGUUCUCUGAGAUUGGGAACUUGAUGUCUCAAAUUGAGGAUUUCCCAGAGCUGCCCCUGCAGAUGCAGAUGUUUGUGCGCUCCAUGCACUUCAGGGACUACCCUGUCCUCAUUGAGCCGGCUAAACUGUGUAGGCGUGGGCUAAGGAAGGGACAGGGGCCUCUCCUAGUGCUGGCCAUCAAGACCAAGGAUCUGAACUUUGAGAACCGUCAAGCCAUCCGGCAGACAUGGGGCCGGGCAGGGUGGGUGGCAGGGGCGACAGGGAACGGCGGUGUGGUGCGGAGGGUCUUCCUCCUGGGGAAGAACCACGCAGAGCCCCGGGUGGAAGUCAGCGAGCUGCUGCAGCUGGAGAGCCGCCAGUACAGGGACAUCCUCCAGUGGGACUUCCACGACUCCUUCUUUAACCUCACCCUGAAGGACGUGCUGCUGUGGGACUGGCUCUCCACCCGCUGCUCCAUGGCACGCUUCGUCUUUAAAGGGGACGACGACGUCCUGUUGCGGACCCCUGCUCUCUUAGACUACCUCCGGGAGCAGACGAUCCUGUCAGGGGCGCCUGGGUCAGAGGUUAUGAAGGGAUUCAUGGUAGGGGAUGUGAUAGGAGCAGCCAGCCCGAACAGAGUCAACUCUACCAAGUACUUUAUUCCUGCUAGUUUCUAUAAAGGUCUGUACCCUCCGUACGGUGGUGGGGGAGGGGUGGUGUACUCAGGGGAGCUGGCCCUGAGGCUCAACCGUAUUUCCCGGACAGUUCACCUGUACCCCAUUGAUGAUGUCUACGUGGGCAUGUGCCUCCACAGGCUCGGGGUCCACCCCAUCCACCACCCCGCCUUCCUCACCUUCGACUUCCCCAAGAAAGAGGGGGAAGAGCGGUGUGCGUACCACACUAUCUUACUGGUACACAAACGCAGCCCUGCUCAGGUGAUGAAGCUUUGGUCGGAGUUAAUGAGGAACCAGACAGAGUGCAACAGCACCAUCCUGAGAACUGAGAAGGAGAACAAGAAUACACUUCUGAUAGAUCCAUUUAGUGUGAAAGACAACAAGGGACAGGAACUUCUGACGGAUCCAUGGGGAAGUUCUGAAAAUUCAGCUCUAUAGUGAGGUAAUCACUGACUCGUAUGAAACUGACUUAAAGCUGCAAUAUGCAACUUUGUGGGCGACCCGA